GCUGCUAACCAGCACCAGCCAGAGUUCAACAAGUAACCCCCUUUUUGCAGCGAAUAUUGGCAGGAAACUACAGGCCUUUUAUCGCGAAUCUCGAGUUAACCUCUCGGGAGCACGAAUUCAGCAUGUCAGCCGUUGAGGAGCAGCACGAUACGCAGUCCUCGGCCCUUGCGACGGCCAGCCCCAUGCACCCUUCAGAACGAGCACUUCCCAAACAAUCACUAUUGAGUCAGGGGAUACUCUCUGCGGGAAACAAGCAAGCCAGUGACCGUGAUACUGGCUCAAGAACAGAGUCGUAUCCUCAAAGCCCUAGUGACACAGGCGAUGAGAAGCGACCAGGUAGCGAGGGUCAAUAUACGACAGACACGAAUUCAUCGGUUCAUAACAUGAUCCCUGCUUCACCUUCUGGCCGCUUGGAUCCUGUCCGCUCAUCUGCCUCGCCAAGUCGAGUUCGAUAUCCAUAUGCACACCCAUCAUCUCCGGGGCGCUCUAUGGAACCAAAAUCUCCCCGCCUUCGUUCACCUGCCUCGCAGAUCUUUGAACGUAAUGUUCAGGAAGACAUAAUGCCAGCUCAAACUUCUCCCGGGAUCCCUUCACAUAUUAUGACUGAGAACCAUAUACCGCCCAUCCUGGAAGCCUCUUCCGUUGCAAUUACGGACAAACGCCUCGAUCCGGAUUCCGUCGAGAUUAUUACACACAAUGCUCACCAGCCAGCAGCUCUAGCUGUCGCAGGAGCAUCUACUGCAGACCAAUCUCUUGCUUCCUCCUGGCAUGAAGAUGCAGGCCAACGUCCCGGUGAAGCCGCAGAUACCGCAUCCAUUUAUGGAGCACUCGACUCUAGCGAUGUUAAACGCCUGAGUUUCAUUUCCUUUGCCGACGUUGUCAAUGCUGAACAGGCUGAAAAUAAUGAGCAAUUUGGCAAUUCGGAUGCAUCGCGUAUCGUAGGGUUGAGCAAUGCAUCAGCUGCCCUGGCCGCCCAGAAUGGCUCUCCAUCCCCUGCACGUUCUCCCGUCUCCUCUCGUGGGUUCGGUACAUCGCCUCCAACUAGCUUAUCGCCGUCACUCAAAGGUCAGGAAACAUCACCUAACCGUGCAAGUCGCGGCAUUACGAGUCCUUUACCGAUUCCGCAUAGUCCGCAUAGUCCACUAUCCGGGAAUUUCGGGGGAGAGGUCAAUGUUGAGACAAUGCGACAAGCCUUGAGGAGAACCGGAAGCGGUGAUCUGAGCGGGAUCAGGAGUCGGGCUCUAAGUAUGGCGGAGAAUGACGAGGGAGGGUAUGAUCGUCCCAUCAAAUGAUACCCUUGGGGAAGAUCUACUUUAAACUACUUUCUCAGCACCAUGUGACUCUAUUGCCGACAGCUCUCUUCAUUCUGGUCGUAUAUCUUUGGAGGUGGUGUUGUGCUCUCGAUAUGUGCACA
This is a messenger RNA of Paecilomyces variotii, 1414 nucleotides long. RefSeq lists its product as hypothetical. NCBI's taxonomy places the organism in Eukaryota, Fungi, Ascomycota, Eurotiomycetes, Eurotiales, Thermoascaceae. The record is from RefSeq and is a predicted model, not a curated record. The coding region runs from base 123 to 1292 and encodes 389 amino acids. The transcript is spliced from 2 exons.